GGGGCGCUGCGCCCCGCCUGUGUGCAGCUGACCCGGGCGCAGACCGUGGAGAACGUGUGCCGGCUGCAGACUCACCUGUCCGGGGUGAGCGCCGCGGCCCUGCAGGAGCUGCAGGAGUAUGUGCUCUUCCCACUGCGCUUCGCCCUGCGGGUGCCAGGGCCCAAGCAGGAGCCUGUGCAGUGCAUCUCCUCUAUCCUCGCUGUGACAUGUGUGAAGAAGCAGGAGCUGCUGCAGGAGCUCUUCUCUGAGCUCUGUACCUGCCUCUCUCCACCUCCCAGCUCGGGCAAAGCAGCCCCGCUGUCGGAGGAGCUGAAGCUGGCUGUGAUCCAGGCGCUCCGCACCCUGAUGCAUUCGGCUUAUGGGGAUGUUAUCUUGUCUCUGUAUCAACCUUCAGCUCUUCCUCUCUUAGGAUUUGCUGUGUCUUUGCUCCUGGGCCUAGCAGAGCAAGAAAAAGCAAAGCAAAUCAAGAUCUCUGCUUUGGAGUGCUUACAGGUCCUGGUUCUGCAGUGUGACUGCCAGGAGCACCAACAGCUGGAUGAAGAUGAGGCACAGAAGUGUGGGGAUUUGUUUGCUUCCUUUCUGCCUGGGAUUUCCAUUACUUUGUCUAGGGUUAUUACUGGAGACAUCAAACAAGGUCACAAACCCACUGUUUCUGCCAUCAAACUCUUGUACCAGAUUGUUGGCUUGGUAAUGGGUGAUGCACAGCUAGCCAGAGUCCCAAAGAGUAAAGAAAAGCUGCCUUUGGAACAAAGCAGGAUAUCAGAGCUAAUGGUCCAUAGAGGACCUGACUGGAGUAAAAGUACUGCUGAAAAACUCUCUCUCCUCCUGCAUAAAGUGGUUGAAUCUUCUUCAGUUCACCCCCACUGGAAGGUGAGACUGGAGCUGGUGGAACUGGUCCACCACUUACUGAGGAACUGCAGUCAGUCACUGGUGAACUCAUUCAGCCACCUCUUAAAGGCCUUGGUUGGGCUGGUUAAUGAUGAAGACAGCCAAGUCCAAAGCAGGUGUAAGGAGGUUCUACAGGCCAUUGCUGAGCAGAGGAUUGUGGUGCAGAGCAGGGCUCUUGCUGACGUCCUCUCUGAGAACCUCCAUUCGCUUGCCACAGCUCUUCCUCGCCUGAUGAACUCUCAGGAUGACAUGGGCAAGGUCUCCACACUGAGCUUGUUGCUUGGCUACCUGAAGCUGCUGGGCCCCAAGAUUAACUUUGUCCUCAACUCCGUGUCCCACCUGCAGCGCCUGUCCAAGGCUCUGGUGCAGGUUCUGGAGCUGGAUGUGACAGAUGUGAAGAUAGUGGAGGAGCGACGCUGUGUGCCACCAGGUUCCUUGCAGCAGGGUGUGCAGAAGGGCAGGUGCCAGAAGAAGUACUUCCGCUUCUUCACGGAGGAGAAGGUUUUCCAGCUCCUUCAGCAAGUGUGUCGUGUUCUUGGCUACUAUGGGAACCUCUAUCUGCUUGUGGAUCACUUCAUGGGGCUGUACAGUGAGUCUGGCCUGUACCGAAAACAGGCAGCCAUGGUCCUCAAUGAGCUGGUCAUGGGAGCUGCCGGGGUGGGAGUGGAUGUGCUGCAGGAGAGGGAAGUUCUGCUGAACAUGGAUGAUCUCAAAGAGUCCAUAACAUCCAUUCUGGAUGAGUACACAGACCAAGCAAAUUGGUACUUGAUCACUAGCAUUGACACUGAAGGAAGCAGCCCUGAGCACUCUGUGCAGCACUCAGGACUCGCUGCACGUCUGGGAGGUGCAUGCAGCAGUGUGCUCCUUCCAUCCCCUGAGCCCCAGGUCACAACUCGCACCAUGAACAGCAACAUCUGGCAGAUCUGCAUCCAGCUGGAGGGUGUUGGCUGCUUUGCCACUGUCCUUGGGAAGGAGUUUCGGCUGCUGCUGCUGUCAGCUCUCUACCCUGUGCUGGAGAAGGCUGGUGACAGGACUCUGCUCAUCAGUGACACGGCGCUGGGGACGCUGGCAGACAUCUGUGAGGCCUGCAGUUACCACUCGGUGCAGUGCUUGAUUAAUGAGAAUUCUGACUAUCUGGUGAAUGGGAUUUCCCUGAAUUUGCGCCAGCUGGCACAUCAGGCACGUGCUUCCCAGGUCCUGGACACAAUGCUAAGGCAUUCAGAUGCCAGCUUGCUGCCACUGGUAGAAGAUGUCAUCCAAGAUGUCCUGUCUGCGCUAGAUCAGUCUUACAAUAACCAAGCCUCCACCUUCCUCAGGGUCCUCCACUCAGUCAUGACAGCUCUAGUCCAGUGGUUUGGAGUGCCCAGCACUGAGGAACACCAGCAGACUGACGGGUGCCAGAGCAGGGCUCAGCCCCAGGGGCAGCAGGUGACAAUGACAAGGCAAGAAGUGGAACGAUUCUUCCUUGGCUAUGUCAGCCAGAAGCAGAUUGCAGAAGGUGAUCUUCCCGACACAGAGGAGGAGGCAGAUGAGGUUCCUCCCCUGGCUAAGCCAGAGCCCAACAACUCUGACACUGAAGGAGAAGCUCCACUGCCAAGCCAUGCUCAGCUGGCCAGAGAUGUGAUGGAGAGGUGCAUACACUUGCUGUCAGACGGGAGCCUCCGAGUGCGGCUGAAGGUCCUGGACGUGCUGGAGCUCUGUGUAACUGUGCUGCAUCCUCAUGGAAACCAUCUGCUUCCCAUGGCUCACCGUGUCUGGCCAGCUCUUGUCACCCGGCUGAUCAGUGACGACCCUCUGGCAGUGCUCAGAGCCUUCAAGGUGCUGUGUACCCUGGCUGAAACGUGUGGGGACUUCCUGAGGCAGAGGUUCUCCAAAGAUGUCCUGCCCAAGCUGACCAGUUCCCUCCUCAGUCAGGCCCCAGCAAGUGCCAGAGCUGGACCUGUGUAUAGCCACACACUUGCCUUCAAGCUGCAGCUGGCUGUGCUGCAGGGGCUGGGCUCUCUCUGUGAGAGGCUGGACAUGGGCGAGAGUGACCUGAAUAAAGUGGCAGAUGCCUGCCUGAUUUACCUCAGCGCCAAACAACCCGUGAAACUGCAAGAAGCUGCCCAGAGUGUUUUCCUCCACUUGAUGCACGUGGACCCUGACAGCACCUGGCUGCUCCUGAACGAGGUGUACUGCCCCGAGCAGUAUGAGCCCCCCCACGGCAGCCUGCGACCGGUGAAGCUCAGCGGGAUGGGGCGGCCACGGAACGAGCUCACUGACAACGUGCUGCUCCUGCUGCGGAGGCUGCAGCAGCAGGAGAGCACAGGGACAGGCACCAGCACACAGGAGGCAUCUCCUUCCUGA
Messenger RNA from Acanthisitta chloris (rifleman), 3234 nucleotides. It is a transcript of the gene TTI1, whose product is annotated as TELO2 interacting protein 1. Gene Ontology annotation, cellular component: cytoplasm. Lineage: Eukaryota; Metazoa; Chordata; Aves; Passeriformes; Acanthisittidae. The record is from RefSeq and is a predicted model, not a curated record. Gene Ontology annotation, biological process: chromatin remodeling.